AUGCCACCGCAAGUGCUGGAGGGUAAGCUCAUUCCCGAGGUGGACAUCUUGUUCCUCGGUUCCCCUGGAGUGGGCAAAGCGACUUUCCUGUCACGACUUGAACACAUUCGCGAUGGAAAACUUGACUGGUCUAGCGUCGAGAAGAAACGCGUCUCGGCGCUCACUGGACCGUUGGCCUUUGACGUCACGCUGUUUGGAAGGCCGUACAAAUUUCGUCUUCACCCAUCUACAUCGACUCUCUUUAUCGAUCCCUUCCCGUCCGAACCUGCAUUUACCAUCAUCGCCUUUUCCAUUUCCUCCCGGGAGUCCUUGCAUAAUGCCCAAUACUACUGGCGCAAACAAUUGUCCCGGCACUACGAUGAACUGGAACACCAGAUGCCGGUGAUGCUACUGGGUCUCAAGAGGGAUGAGCGCCAUGAAAAUAGACUGGAAGACGGGACGUUUGAAUGCGUGAUGCCCCAAGAGGGUCUGCGUGUUGCGCAAGAGAUGCGUUGUGAUAGAUAUGCUGAGUGCAGUGCCGUGACCGGUGAGCUGAUGUGGGAAGUACUGGAGGACAUUACUCGGACGGCUGCAAGAACCACUACAGAAAAUGGUGGUCUGAGUCAGGUCAAUACAUGUUCCAUGAUGUGA
Messenger RNA from Rhinocladiella mackenziei CBS 650.93, 630 nucleotides. RefSeq lists its product as uncharacterized. Gene Ontology annotation, molecular function: GTPase activity; GTP binding. The coding region runs from base 1 to 630 and encodes 209 amino acids. The transcript is spliced from 2 exons. Lineage: Eukaryota; Fungi; Ascomycota; Eurotiomycetes; Chaetothyriales; Herpotrichiellaceae. The record is from RefSeq and is a predicted model, not a curated record. Gene Ontology annotation, biological process: small GTPase-mediated signal transduction.